CAAAGUGAAGCUUGAGCGAGUCCGCUAGUCUAGCAUAAAAAUAGCAUAAGCAUACUAAUCAUCUAAGAUUUAUAUUGUUAGGUCGGUUGAAAGCAAUAAUUAUUUUUGUUAAUGGUCUAUGUAAUUAACGGCCAUUUAAAGUAAAAUGAAUUACUGACAUUACCUAAAUCGAUUCCUGAGACCAUGCACGUUAUGAAAUCGACAUUAUCAGCUCUCCUGAUACCGGUGGUGCUAAGCUCGAUCAGUGUCCGGCGUGCAGGCUGGCUGGACCGCGUGGUCGAGUAUCAGAAGAGACGUUUUGUCGAUGAUCUCAUGAAGCCACCUGUGAAGAUUACUGCUAGAAUAGAAGAAGCACCUCCAGGCUACGUGGACUCCUCGGCCUGGGACUACGACUCCGUCAUGCGCCUGCUGACUCUCAUCAGAGACAGCGAAGGCGCAGCGCCCGUCCGGCUUGCUCUGCGCCGUGCAAUGAAGGACAACAGACGGGUCAUGAAUUGGGAACACCCCAACGAUUUCCACGACGAAAGGGACUCAGGCGAGUACUACCUAUGGGGACCUGACAUUUUCAAAGGCUUGAGUCCAAUAGACGCGCAGAAGAUUAUCAUUGUCUCUAACCCUGUGGAGGCGAAGCUUCCUAGUGCGACAAUCACCGUGUCCUUACUGAGAUCGAUUAUGGAAAGCAGAGCGAAAGAGGGUAGAUCAAUGCCAACAACGAGACUCAAUAUCACCUGGCCAGUGACACCCAAGAGGAGCAUCACUUAUAAAGAAAGUACCAAAACCCCAGAGUCUGAUUCAGCAUCCUCUUCUGCGACCGGUGAAGUAACCACAGCGGCGGGACAGACGAACGAAACUGAAGCCGCGAGCGAAGUUGCAACGCCGGUCAACGGCACCUCCAAUAGUGAAACACAAACUUAGUAGUUAGUGAUGGAUCUUAUUAAAACUUUACCUACUGAGGUCUAAUUUUUGAUUUAAUUAUUCAAAAAAUUCGAUUUUGGAAAAUAUUGUAGUAUUUAUUACACGUGCCGCAAUUCACGAUAAUAGUAUGUAUUAUGAACGUCAUAAAGACGACUGUCACCGUACCCAUGCUAUCUGAAAAACACAAUGUAUAACUAACGAGGCUCAAUCGCAAACUAUACUCCAUGCACAAUCAAACGAUUGUUACCUUUUUUCAGUUA
Bicyclus anynana (squinting bush brown) is the source of this 1175-nucleotide messenger RNA. RefSeq lists its product as uncharacterized. The transcript is spliced from 7 exons. NCBI's taxonomy places the organism in Eukaryota, Metazoa, Arthropoda, Insecta, Lepidoptera, Nymphalidae. The record is from RefSeq and is a predicted model, not a curated record. Bases 184 to 915 code for a protein of 243 amino acids.